AUGCAAAGUGACGAAGUCGUUUGGCAGAUAAUCAACCAUGGGCAUUGUAGCUAUAAAAUUAAAGAGGAACAAGCCCCUACAUUUUGUAGGAAUGCAUAUAAUGUGACUGGACUAUGCAAUAGAAGUUCUUGCCCGUUGGCAAAUAGUAAUUACUCUACGAUAUUAGAACAAAAUGGUAUUUUGUUUCUUUGUCUCAAAAGCGUAGAGAGAGCACACACGCCAGCAGCUAUGUGGCAGCUUGUGCGUUUGAAUGAAAACUAUGAUGAAGCGUUCCAUCAGGUUUCUAAGGCUUUGGAAUAUUGGCCUAAAUUUCUUGUGCAUAAGAACAAGCAAAGGCUUACUAAAAUUACUCAAUACUUGAUACGAGGACGUAAUCUUGCAAAGAAUACAAAGUAA
This is a messenger RNA of Bathycoccus prasinos, 396 nucleotides long. It is a transcript of the gene MAK16, whose product is annotated as MAK16-like protein. The transcript is spliced from 4 exons. Lineage: Eukaryota; Viridiplantae; Chlorophyta; Mamiellophyceae; Mamiellales; Bathycoccaceae. Gene Ontology annotation, biological process: maturation of LSU-rRNA; maturation of 5.8S rRNA. The coding region runs from base 1 to 396 and encodes 131 amino acids. The record is from RefSeq and is a predicted model, not a curated record. Gene Ontology annotation, cellular component: nucleolus; preribosome, large subunit precursor.